This is a messenger RNA of Ixodes scapularis (black-legged tick), 453 nucleotides long. Its product is annotated as mitotic-spindle organizing protein 1. Lineage: Eukaryota; Metazoa; Arthropoda; Arachnida; Ixodida; Ixodidae. The coding region runs from base 70 to 366 and encodes 98 amino acids. Gene Ontology annotation, cellular component: centrosome; gamma-tubulin ring complex; spindle. The record is from RefSeq and is a predicted model, not a curated record. Gene Ontology annotation, biological process: gamma-tubulin complex localization; microtubule nucleation by interphase microtubule organizing center; mitotic spindle assembly. The transcript has 3 exons.
ACAAAAAAUAAAUAAAUAACGGCGCGAGCUCGCGCCAUUGCGCCUCUUCUGUCAGAAACAUCGUUAUAAAUGCCGGAACCCCGAACCAUGGUCCAAACUGCUCCACCUUUCCAUAUGGCGAACGCUGGUGAAGAUAGGGAGCUCCUGGCCAAAGAAGUGUUUGAAGUUCUGCAAGAAAUGUCCCAACUUCUGAACACCGGACUGAGUCCCGAAGCGUUGGCCGUCUGCGUUCAACUAUGCGAGCGCGGCGCCGCUGAUCCGAGGAGUCUGGCGAACCUCGUCAACGGCCUUCGGACGAAUACUGCUACUACGCUCAACGGCAAUUCUUCUGCUAACACGCGACGGCAGGAGCACGCGGAGCGGUAAAGCCGAAUCGACACCCACAGAGAUCAUCUCACCGUGCCAAACAGCCUCAUGCAAUAAAGAUGACUGCUUCAGUGGAUUUCCAUGUUA